CGCAGGCGCAGUACCGAUUGCUCGGCGGCGAGCGGCACGCGCGCAACCCGGGGAUGCUGGAGCGGGUGCGAUGGCUCCCGCCAUGCAGUCGGCCGAGUUCCAGUUCGCUCAGCGGCUGGCCUCCAGCGAGAAGGGAGUCCGCGACCGCGCCGUGAGGAAGCUGCGGCAGUAUCUCAGCGCGAGAACGCAGAGCGACACAGGAAGUUUCAGUCAGGAAGAACUCCUAAAAAUAUGGAAAGGACUCUUCUACUGCAUGUGGGUACAGGACGAGCCCCUUCUGCAGGAGGAGCUAGCAGACAUUAUCUCCCAGCUCAUCCAUGUUGUGAACAGCUCAGAGGCUCAACACCUCUUCGUUCAGACCUUCUGGCAGACCAUGAAUCGAGAGUGGCAAGGCAUCGACAAGCGGCGGCUGGACAAGUUCUACAUGCUGAUCCGUCUGGUCCUGAGGCAGUCCUUUGAAGUUCUCAAGCGGAGUGCCUGGGAAGAAAGCCAAAUCAAACUUUUUCUGGACAUCCUGAUGAAAGAGAUCCUGAGUCCCGAGAGUCGCUCUCCUGAAGGUGUGCGAUCCCACCUGAUCAGUGUUUAUUUGGAUGAGCUUUCCACUGUGGGAGGGAGCGAGCUUUUAGCAGACCAGAACCUCAAGUUAAUUGAUCCAUUCUGCAGAAUUGCUGCCAAGGCUAAGGACCACACACUGGUACAGACUGUAGCUAGGGGUGUUUUUGAAGUCAUUGUAGAUCAGUCUGCUUUUGUACCUGAAGAGACUGUGGAAGAGCAGAAAACCAAAGUGAGUGACAGCGGCCUCCCUGGAGAAGAGAUCCCCGUAAACAAGACGGCCUGUAGGAAAGUCAGUGGGAAGAAGGCCGCACUGGGUGAAUGUCUCAGAGAUGGAGUCAUUGGCAACAGAGAAAGAGACAGCUGUGCAGCCUUGAAGGAUUCAGGGUCACCUCUCCAGUUUGACUAUAAGGCUGUUGCUGAUCGACUCCUGGAAAUCGCCAACUCGAAGAGCACACCUCCCUUCAACCGGAAGAGACUCUGCAGACUGAUCAGAAAGUUCCAGGACCUCUCUGAAGGUAAGAAGAAUGCUCCACUCGGUUUUGCUGAAGACAUUUGUACCGAUGAGAAUGGUCAAGCCCUCAGCCAGAAAAGGCACAAGAAGAAAAGAAAGAAGCUUUUAGAGAGAUCCGCCUCGGAAGGGGAGAGAGGUAACACGGUCUCUCCUGCUGGUGAAGAGGUCAGUGGAGGCCACGUUCACAAGAGGAAAAGGAAAAAAAAGAAGAGGAGCCACUUCCAGUCUGAGACUCAGGACCUGGAUGCUGUGGCCAUGCCCCCAGCACAGAGUGCUGGCAGUGAGCCUGGUGCUGCCCAGAGGCAGGACCCACCGACCUGUGUGACUGCGCCUGCAGCAGAGGCUGGAUCCAGCAUCAGAGAGAACAGCCCCAAGCCAACACCCAUUGCUUCCAUGCACAGUAAAAGGAAACGGCCAAGAAAGAAGAGCCUGAGGGCCCACAGAGAGAUCUGGAAAUCCACCACUUUACCUCAGGAGGACGCGUCAGAGAAUGGCCCUGUCGUUGGCCAUCCUCAGAGCUCUGCUGCUUGCGUUUCCUCCUCAGGAGGUGUCCAGGCCCAGAAGAGGAAACGGAAGCUCGGAGCUCUCCAUAUUAGGGGUGUUGGCCUGACCGUGCAGAAGGCAGGUACCCCAGCAAGCCUAGUGGAGGGGAAAGAUGACCAGACCACCCUGCCGCGGUGCAAGAGGUCACAAAAGAAGAGACCGUCCAGCAGCCUUGACCUCUGUGAUCUGUCCAGUCAAAAAAUAGGAGUCUUAAAAAAGAGGAAAAAAGUGAAGAAGAUGUCAAAUUUGGUAGAGCACAACGGAGUGUUGGAGUCCAGCGCCGGGCAGAUCCAAGCUCUGGUAAGCUCUUACACUUGCAGGACUCUGAAGAAGCCGCUGAAGACGGAGGGCGACUUCGUGAAGUUCGACACCCGCUUCGUACCAAAGCCGCUGUUCUUCAGGAAAGCAAAGGGCAGCUCUGCCACCCGUCCCCAAGGUCCUGCUGUCCAGCUGAAUAAAACACCCUCCAGUUCCAAGAAAGUCACCUUUGGAUUGAACAGAAACAUGACUGCAGAAUUUAAGAAGACAGACAAGAGUAUCCUAGUCAGCCCCACAGGCCUCUCCAGAGUGGCCUUUAACCCUGAGCAGAGGCCACUCCACGGAGUGCUGAAGACCCCCACUAGCUCCCCGGCCAGCACUCCUCUGUCUGCCAUGAAGCUACCAGCCUCCACCCCAAAGAGAAGGCCAAGGGCUGCAGACUUCUUCUGAGAGCCAGAGACGCUUUUUAAAGACUGCUUUUAUACUGGAUGUUCUAUAAAUUAUAACUUUUAAUGGACUUCUUACUUAUUUUACAAAUCCACAUGAAUGGGGCAAAUAUUCUGAACCUGAGCUGCUGCCCCCAUGCCUCCUGCGGGGGCUGCAGACCAUGGGUCUUGUCCAGAAGGACCAAGUGCUGUUGGUGUGUGGAGCCCCUCCCAGGUGCCCAUGGCUGUACCUGCCACAGUCCGCUGCCUUUCUGGGUGUUUGUAACCUCAGUCUGCCUCCUUGUGAAAGCAUGUCAGCUUUCAGCCCCUUCUGUGGGCGUUCAUUCGGCUGGUUCUCCUAGUGAUGACUAUUGAAACCGAAUGAGCAAUAGUGUAGCUUUUCUACGUGUGACCAGCAGGGGGGUGGACAGGUAUCGGGUGGGGAAAAGCCACUCAUCCAAGAGGCUUUUUCUCUGCCCAGCCUGUUCCUGUCCCUGACUUCCUACCUCUAUAGCAAACCCAAAGUGUCUUUUCAGGAGGGCCAGUGCCCCCCAGACUGUUGCCCGCAUUAGCACAUUGUUUUUCAGGCCUGGGCCACUGUUCGUAUGCUCAGUGAGCGAGCCCCUGCAA
Acomys russatus (golden spiny mouse) is the source of this 2922-nucleotide messenger RNA. RefSeq names its product ribosomal RNA processing 1B (gene Rrp1b). The record is from RefSeq and is a predicted model, not a curated record. Gene Ontology annotation, biological process: rRNA processing. Lineage: Eukaryota; Metazoa; Chordata; Mammalia; Rodentia; Muridae. Gene Ontology annotation, cellular component: nucleus; preribosome, small subunit precursor; preribosome, large subunit precursor. The transcript has 17 exons. The coding region runs from base 71 to 2317 and encodes 748 amino acids.